AAAGAUGAGAGAAAGAAAGCAAGGGAACGAACUGGAGUGAGGCACAUACAGAUGAUAACGAAUAACAACUACAGAGGGAAAGAAAAUAGAAUUUGAAAUAAAUAGAAAGGAGAAGAGAAAGAGAGAAAAAAAGGAAAUGAAAUAAACGUGAAUUCAAUUAGGAUCAACCGACUCUACAUACAAUCGUGUAAUGCUAAUCCUCCAACCAGAAAGACAUACUAUAUAGUGCAUCCCACAUCACCAAGCAUUGAGGAUGUAGCAGCUAGGCGCCAUCCCGCAUCCAUCCCGCAUCACUCGUUCGAGAUACGGAUCUUGCUUCGAAAGCCUGCCACAAUCAUUAUAGCAUUAGACUAAUAAACAUCGCUCAACCUAUGAGGGCAUUGUAUACACCCAGCCAACGUACAAGGGAGAUCGUAUGUCCCUAUUCAUGGAUUUAACGCAUUUUCAUGAGAAAAGCAGAUGCUAGCAAUGUUCGGAUGAGAGUUACCACUAGCAACAUGAGGAAGCUUCGAACGGUUACUAGUUGAAGAUAGGGAAAGGGAAAGCUGGAUUGAGUUUUGAUCAUCUCUGCUGCAGAACAUUUUAACAUUCUACCUGAAAUUAAAACAAGCAUUGUUAUUGUUUCCUCACCGAAGUCGUACAGGUCUUGACAUACCGUGGUGUUGAUACGUCAUCUGAUUUAAUCUGACUGUCUGUUUUGGGAUUGCAGAAGAUUAAAGAGCCGGAUUCGUAUCACCAUGGAGACGCAUAAUGCAAACAUCAUCCACGGUAAAGCAUCGACGGAGGGACAUAAUGGCGGACUCCAUCUACCAUGCAAUGGAGUUGAAAAAGAAGGGAUGAGCAAAGAGAGAGAAAGCAAUAAAACUCCAGCAUCUAAUGGAACAUGCACCAUGGCGAUCGGAACCAAAUCAACGAAUAACCAACAAAGGUACAUGGUAACUGAACAGAAAAAUGGUCGAAAUGGAAAGGCUCCCAAAGAAGUCAAAUCGCGAGCUGAGGGAAAAAGGGGGACUAAUUCCCCCAAACCAAAACCAAGGCCAUCACCGAAGCGUCAUGUAUCGAACAAAGUGGAUCCAAAAAAGAGCCCCCCGAAGAAAAAGAAAAAGAAACGGAACUUCCGGCUUGGACUUGGAGUCCGACAGCGAGUGGAUUAUGGGAAGCUUGAUACAUACAAUUCUCGUGUAGGAUUGUCCACAGGUAUCUUGCAGUUGGUACUUUCCUUGGAAGCAGUAACUCUGGGUGCACUUCAAUGCUAUUUCCGCCCGGAGUACGCAAACAUCGCAAGUGUUCUCUUCGUGUGGCCAUCAGUCGGAUUAUGUAUUCUUAGUGGAAUCUUUGGAACGUGGUCACAUCGUAAAGGAACGUACGUGGUCUAUCUGUACAUGUUGGUAUCUAUCUUCGCUUGUAUUACAUCCUGUAUGAUGUUUGGUCUCGAGGUCCAGUCAUCUAAAGAACUCCAAAGGAUGUGCUCAGAAUCCAGUGUCAGGUCGACAUCUGAUGACGUCACAGCGACGAACAUAAGCGACGUUGUUCCGGCAGAUUGCAGUCAAAAUUAUGGUUUGAAUAUGGCGAUAGCAGUUAUCCUGUCGAUCAUCGCAUUGUUUCAGAUUCUUAUUUCAUUCGUGGCUGCUAUCGGUAGUUCAAAUGUCAUGUGCAGCAAAGAAAACCAUGAAAUACUUGUGGAGGAAUGUUUAUCAGAUGAUGAUGACGGUGAACCUCCCCCGCCAAAUGCUGGACUUCCGCAAAUCAAAAGAGCCGCCAAGAGAAAAUAGUUCUACCACGAGACUCGAGAGUAAAUCGUUGUUCGUGGGAUGGCUAGCACUACCAGGGCUUUCAAGGCAUCUUAUUGUGAUAAAUCGUUACACUUUCAGGCACGGAAACACGGAAGUGGAGGUUAAACUGAGUCGUCGUUUUAAUCACUGAAUUACUAUGGGCAGUCAAACGGCCAGAAUUGAAAAUGACGAAGUAGUUCUACGACACUAGGGACUUUUAAAUUUGCACGUCGACAGCUUUGACU
Messenger RNA from Strongylocentrotus purpuratus (purple sea urchin), 2017 nucleotides. RefSeq lists its product as uncharacterized. NCBI's taxonomy places the organism in Eukaryota, Metazoa, Echinodermata, Echinoidea, Camarodonta, Strongylocentrotidae. The transcript is spliced from 9 exons. Bases 738 to 1772 code for a protein of 344 amino acids. The record is from RefSeq and is a predicted model, not a curated record.